Parastagonospora nodorum SN15 is the source of this 1983-nucleotide messenger RNA. RefSeq lists its product as hypothetical. Gene Ontology annotation, biological process: lipid metabolic process. Gene Ontology annotation, molecular function: acetoacetate-CoA ligase activity. The transcript is spliced from 2 exons. Gene Ontology annotation, cellular component: cytosol. Bases 1 to 1983 code for a protein of 660 amino acids. Lineage: Eukaryota; Fungi; Ascomycota; Dothideomycetes; Pleosporales; Phaeosphaeriaceae. The record is from RefSeq and is a predicted model, not a curated record.
AUGGCGCAUACAUCCAAUGGUUCUGCUGAGAGCCAUGGCGCGCACACGAGUCCAAAGCUUCUCUGGAAGCACUCCGAUCCGGAGUCCACUGCUAUGCACAAAUAUUUGCAAGAAGUGAACCGAGCACAUAAUCUGCAGCUCACUUCCUACCAGGAGCUGCAUAAGUGGAGUAUAUCCAACAUCGACGCAUUCUGGCAGAGUGUGUGGAAGUUUGUCGGCGUAAGGGCUGAGGGAGACGCGUCACAAGCAGUGGAUCCUGACGCUUCCAUGUUUCCUCGACCUACCUUCUUCAAGAAUACGCGCUUGAACUUUGCCGAGAACCUCUUGUUCCCCACCCAAGACGUCGACCCUCAGGCCCCCGCCAUCAUUGCCGUGACCGAAACUACACGCGAGACGGUGACAUGGGAAGAACUUCGGGAGAGAGUCAGACUUUGCCAAGCGGGCAUGAUCGCUCUAGGCCUAGAAGAGGGCGAUCGAGUCGCAGGCUAUGUGGCCAACCACACAAACGCCUUGGUUGCGAUGCUCGCUGCAACAUCUCUAGGUUGUGUUUGGACAGCAGUAAGCCCCGAUACUGGUGUCCAUGCCGUGCUGGAGAGACUAAGGCAAAUUGAGCCUACGCUGCUCUUUGCCGACAAUGCGGCUUUCUACAAUGGUAGAAGUCAUCCCGUUCUUCCGAAGGUCGAUGAGAUCGCUCGUGGUCUACCGUCUCUCCAAGGAGUCGUCAUUUUCACUACAGUGGCUUCUGUUGACGUUGAAGUCAAGUCGAUACAUGUACCAAACGGCAGGGCUUACGACUACAAGACAUUCACCUCCCCGCCCACUGCGCCCGAGCUAACAUUCAAGCGGCUGCCCGCCGAUCAUCCAGUAUACAUCCUCUAUUCCAGCGGCACAACUGGCGCGCCAAAGUGCAUAGUUCAUGGCGCAAUCGGUACGCUUCUGCAGCACAAGAAGGAGCACAUCAUACACUGCUCGAUUACUCUUCGGUCGCGUCUCUUCUACUUCACGACAUGCACCUGGAUGAUGUGGCACUGGCUCGUCUCGGGACUGGCAUCCGGCGCAACGCUUGUCUUGUACGAUGGCUCGCCGUUUCGAUAUUUAGAUCCAAACAAUCCUAGCACCUCCGUGCCUGAUGAUCUUGCGAUGCACCGUGUAAUCAACGAGUAUGGAAUCACACACUUCGGUACCUCUGCCAAGUACCUUUCCGUACUGGAGCAGAAGUCAGUCGAUCCGGCGGCUUCUGGCCUAGACCUACAGACUUUGGAGGCGAUAUACUCGACAGGAUCACCCUUGGCACCAUCCACGUUCUCAUACGUCUACUCCGCCUUCCCUUCGACGAUAAACCUAGGAAGUAUUACAGGAGGUACUGACAUUAUCUCCCUGUUCGGAGCACCGAAUCCUCUGCUGCCAGUAUGUGAAGGCGAGAUUCAGGGGCCUGGACUUGGCAUGGCUAUCGCGGCCUACGACUACACUGGUGUCGAUGUUUCGGCUACCGGCGAGCCGGGUGACCUGGUCUGUACGAAGCCAUUCAUCUGCCAACCUGUGGCGUUCUGGGGUACUGAGGGAGAGACUAAGUACCAGCAUUCCUACUUCGAUAAAUUCCAGAACGAAAAGAAACAACCGAUCUGGCACCAUGGUGACUUUGUCAGAUUCAGCAAGGAGACUGGCGGCCUGUGGAUGCUCGGUCGAAGCGAUGGCAUCCUGAAGCCUGCAGGUGUGCGAUUUGGCUCCGCCGAGAUUUAUAACGUCGUUCUUGAACACUUCGCAAAGGAGGUUGCAGACGCUCUGUGCAUCGGCCGGCGGAGGGAGAGCGAUACCGACGAAACUGUUGUGCUGUUCUUGAAGAUGAACAAUGGUCAAGAGCUGACCACUGAACUCGUCAGCAAGAUUAAAUCAACUAUCAAGCAGGGUCUUAGCGCUAGACAUGUUCCGGCUGUGAUUGAUGAGUGCCCUGAGAUCCCUGUCACUACCAAUGGAAAGAAGUAA